AUUGCUCAUUGUGGAGUACUCCAACAAUCACACAGAACGCAGACCAGCCUAAGCUGACAGCUUGAUAUGCCUUCUUCUGCUGCCUGGUUUUGGGGGCUGUAUGACGUACUGGUCGGUAGUAAAGAUUAAUAUGUCAGAAAUGUGGAGCUAGGAUCAAGUCAUACUCCACAGCCUGCCUGGCAAACUAUGUUUUACUUCUGACUUUGCUCUCUCGCUGAGAACAUUAAUCUGUCAAGCUGGCGGGCUCCUUUGAUAGCAACUUUCCAAGGAGCAUGAUGUGGCAAUGCCACCUCUCAGCCCAGGACUAUCGCUAUUACCCUGUGGACGGCUACUCCCUGCUUAAACGCUUCCCUCUUCAUCCUCUUACAGGACCCAGAUGCCCUGUCCAAACAGUGGGACAAUGGUUGGAAAGCAUUGGGCUACCUCAGUACGAGAACCACCUGAUGGCUAAUGGAUUUGACAAUGUGCAGUUUAUGGGAAGCAAUGUUAUGGAAGAUCAGGAUUUGUUAGAAAUCGGAAUCCUUAAUUCUGGGCACAGACAAAGAAUUCUACAGGCAAUCCAGCUCCUUCCAAAGAUGAGACCCAUUGGUCAUGAUGGCUACCACCCCACCUCUGUGGCUGAGUGGCUGGAUUCCAUUGAACUGGGCGACUACACCAAAGCCUUUCUAAUUAAUGGCUACACAUCGAUGGACUUGUUGAAAAAAAUCUGGGAGGUUGAACUUAUUAAUGUUUUAAAAAUCAAUUUGAUUGGCCACAGGAAACGUAUUUUGGCAUCUCUGGGAGACCGGCUACACGACGACCCUCCACAGAAGCCCCCACGGUCCAUCACCCUCAGGGAACCCAGUGGUAAUCACACUCCUCCUCAGUUGUCUCCAUCACUUAGCCAAAGCACUUACACCACUGGUGGCUCCCUAGACGUUCCUCACAUUAUCAUGCAGGGUGAUGCAAGGAGGAGAAGAAAUGAAAACUACUUUGAUGAUAUUCCCCGAUCAAAACUGGAGAGGCAGAUGGCCCAGUCGUCUGUCUGUGAAAUAUGGACGAAUCAGAACGCUGGAUUUCCUUUCUCAGCGAUCCAUCAGGUUCAUAAUACAGGAGACUGGGGAGAACCUUCCAUUACGUUGCGACCUCCGAAUGAAGCCACAGCCUCGACUCCAGUACAGUACUGGCAGCACCACCCAGAAAAGCUCAUCUUCCAAUCAUGUGACUACAAAGCUUUUUAUUUAGGUUCUAUGCUGAUAAAAGAGCUCAGGGGGACAGAAUCAACCCAGGAUGCUUGUGCAAAAAUGCGGGCUAACUGUCAGAAGUCUACAGAGCAAAUGAAGAAGGUCCCUACUAUUAUUCUUUCUGUCUCUUAUAAAGGAGUCAAAUUUAUUGAUGCAACAAAUAAGAACAUAAUUGCUGAGCAUGAAAUUCGUAACAUCUCCUGUGCUGCCCAGGACCCAGAAGAUCUCUCAACAUUUGCUUAUAUCACAAAAGAUUUGAAGUCCAAUCACCACUACUGUCAUGUGUUUACUGCCUUCGAUGUGAAUUUAGCCUACGAAAUCAUCCUAACCCUGGGACAGGCAUUUGAAGUCGCUUACCAGCUAGCACUACAAGCAAGAAAAGGGGGACAUUCCUCCACGCUUCCAGAAAGCUUUGAAAACAAACCCUCAAAACCCAUCCCCAAGCCCCGCGUUAGCAUUCGCAAGUCGGUGCAGAUCGACCCAUCUGAGCAAAAGACUCUGGCCAAUCUGCCGUGGAUUGUGGAGCCGGGCCAAGAAGCCAAAAGGGGAAUUAAUACCAAGUAUGAAACCACAAUUUUCUGAUACUCGCCGUCCUCCUGUCCUUGCGGUGCCUUGCACGCCAAGCAGUCCCGGAGCA
Trichechus manatus latirostris (Florida manatee) is the source of this 1860-nucleotide messenger RNA. RefSeq names its product ankyrin repeat and sterile alpha motif domain-containing protein 1B-like. Gene Ontology annotation, molecular function: ephrin receptor binding. Gene Ontology annotation, biological process: ephrin receptor signaling pathway. The coding region runs from base 273 to 1805 and encodes 510 amino acids. The record is from RefSeq and is a predicted model, not a curated record. The transcript is spliced from 13 exons. Lineage: Eukaryota; Metazoa; Chordata; Mammalia; Sirenia; Trichechidae. Gene Ontology annotation, cellular component: cytosol.